AUGAAGACGCCAACGAGAAUUUCAUUUGAGAAAAAAUUACAUACCCCACCAAGCGGGGAUCAUGAUGCUGUAAGAUCACCACCUAAAAAGUUUCUAAGAGGUUUGUCUGGCAAAGUUUUCAGAAAAACACCUGAUCUUAAGAAGCAGCACACGCCUACCUUUCAAGAUGUGGAAGAUAGCCAAUUUACUCCUAAUUUUGGCUUAAUGAUGUCCAAAAGGGGCAAUAUACCUAAACCACUGAAUCUUUCUAAACCGAUAUCUCCUCCUUCUAGUUUGAAGAAAACAGCAGGAUCGGUAGCAUCUGGCAUUUCAAAGACAGGUCAAUUAAGCACUUUGAAUUCACCAGUUAAUAUCACAAGCAGUAACAAAUUCAACAUCAAAGGUAAAAAUUUGACAAGUAGCUUACUCCGAGAGUCGAUUUCUGACUCUACCACUAUGUGUGAUACAUUUUCAGACAUCAAUCUAAUGGUGAUGGAUGAAGAUUAUUGCAUUGACGGGGAUUCGUACCUUGAAGAAGAUUCACCAAUCUUAAUGAUGAAUUUGGCAAGAAACAUAAAAAAGUGCAAUUCGCAAUCUGGUCCAAAAAGAUAUGUCGGUGAGAAAUGUUUAAUCUGUGAGGAGAGUAUCAGCUCCACUUUUACCGGUGAAAAGGUCGUAGAAUCUACCUGUUCACAUACCAGUCAUUAUAACUGCUACUUGAUGCUGUUCGAAACUCUCUAUUUUCAAGGCAAGUUCCCUGAAUGUAAAAUAUGUGGCGAAGUUAGCAAGCCAAAGGAUGAAGACAUUGUUCCCGAAAUGGUAUCGAAACUUCUAACGGGCGCAGGCGCUCGUGAAAGUAGCCCAUCAUCAGACACGCAACAACAAUGGAUUGAUUUGAAAUCGGCCAGAAGCCUUGCUGGUCGAUUCCCUCUGUUUACUCCGCAGGAACAAUUGAUUCGUACAGCUGACAUAUCAUGUGAUGGUUUCAGAACACCGCAGUUAUCAAACAACGGACGAUUUGAAACUGCUAGUUACUUGGAUAGCCCAAUGCUGAGCUCACCAUUUAUCAGUCAACCAGCAUCUGCAGAACCUUUUAAUUUGGGCCGUGAUGAGCUGGAGAAUGGUGGUGACAUACUUGAAUGCGCUGCCAAAGCAUGGUUUAGUGAAACGGAAAAUGCGAACGUGAUGAUUAAUGUGAAUUUCCCCGAAGUGCAAGGUAGUAAUGAAUCUAAUGAUUUGGAGAUAUUACAAGAUGUGAAUUGUGUAAAUUUCGAAGAAAUAGAGGAAAGAGAAAAACUGUGGAAAGAGAAAAUUGACCAAUAUAUUGAAGCUAAUGUGGACAAGGAAAAUGAAUUCGGCAGCUUGAUCUUGUUCGAUAAAAUAAUGUAUUCUGACGAUGGUGAACAAUGGGUAGAUAAUAGUGUCGUAAUGCUAUUCACCAAGUUUCUAGUUUUAUUUGAUUUUGGAGAGAUGAGAAUUUUGGGCAAAAUCCCGAGGGAUCAAUUUUGUCAGGUAAUCAAAUUCGACGAGAACAUCUUACUCUGUAGUUUGAAAAGCACCAAUAUACCUGAAAUUUACUUGAAAUUCAGUGAAAACUGCGAGAAGUGGCUACCUGCAAAAUGGAAGUAUUGCUUAGAAGAUGCCUCAUUGGACACACUGCCAUUGGGUGAAAUCGUCUCUACAGUGGAAGAACUCUGUCAUGGGAAUAUAUUGGGCGCAUUAGGGGUGCCCUUCAGUGCGGUAGUACCACAAUCUAAUGAUCGACAUCUGCCUUGGAAAAAAUUGCAGAAGGAGACGCCACUGAAGCUUAUAGUGUGUUUAAAUUUGUCACACACUGGUGGAGAACAGUACCGCGAGGACGUUUUGGAAACCGUUUAUCAAAUCCUGGAUGAUCUGAAUGUUGACGACUUGCUGGGUAUAGUGGUUAUUGGAAGAGAUGGAUCCGGCCAGGUGGGUCCCUUUGGUACCUUUAUUGGAAUGAUAAAUAAGAACUGGGAUGGAUGGUCGACCUUUUUGGAUAAUUUGGAAAUCGUUGAUUCUAACGUCUUUCAAGACGAAAAACAGGAGUAUAGGAUCACUUUGAAAACUUGUGAAAGACUAGCGUUAACAAGCGCGUACGUAGAUACAAAUGAACAUGGUGGAGCUGGAUAUGCCAAACAGAUCUUAGUUCUUAAUGGUAAGGACGUUUGUGGAAUGAGACACGAUCAGAAACUAAAGAACACUUCUGACCAAUUGUCUAGUCUCUGGAAGUACGAAAUUUCACAACGUCGCAUGGUCCCGACAAAAGCUGACAUGAAACAAUUUCUAAAGGAGUUGCACAGUAAGCGCUAUUUAAAUGUGGCCUGCAGUCUACCAGAAGCUACAUCCCAGCAGCUGUAUUUUGGGGACAUGGCAGCCGGUGAACUAAAAAUGCGUCCAAUUCAAGAUAGGCACCCGCAUUCUAACUCGAUAGAAAUAGAAUACUUUGACCACAUAAAGCAGCAAAAAAUUCGCAAGACCCUAGAAUCCCCAGGCUUUUAG
Molecule: messenger RNA, 2499 nt
Organism: Saccharomyces kudriavzevii IFO 1802
Lineage: Eukaryota; Fungi; Ascomycota; Saccharomycetes; Saccharomycetales; Saccharomycetaceae
Gene: FAR1
Product: cyclin-dependent protein serine/threonine kinase inhibiting protein FAR1
Exons: 1
Coding region: 1-2499 (832 amino acids)
Source: RefSeq, a predicted model, not a curated record